AUGCCUCAUUCUGCUCAAUUAUCCGUUACUUCUCCUUCUGCGUAUCGCCGAUUCGUUUCUCGGAGGAGGAUCUCGAUGAUGAUUCCUCUUGCUCUCUUCUCCGGCGCCGUUUUCCUAUUCUUUAUGCCAUUCAACAGUUGGGGCGAGUCAUCUGGUCCCUUGGAUCUCUCCCUCAGGAUCCAUGAGAUUGAAGUAGUUGCUGAGUUUCCUCAUGACCCAGACGCGUUUACUCAGGGACUUCUUUAUGCGGGAGACGACACACUGUUCGAAUCGACUGGUAUAUACGGGAAGUCCUCAGUGAGGAAAGUGGAUCUACGAACAGGAAAGGUUGAAGUUCUUGAAAAAAUGGGCGAUUCAUACUUUGGAGAGGGUUUAACACUCCUUGGAGAAAGGCUCUUUCAAGUUGCAUGGUUGACGAACACGGGUUUCACAUAUGACCUUCGCAACUUAAGCAAAGUAAAGCCAUUUAAACAUCACAUGAAAGAUGGAUGGGGACUAGCGACCGAUGGAGAAGUGUUGUUUGGAAGUGAUGGCACUUCUACACUAUACCGGAUGGAUCCUCGAACAAUGAAAGUUACUGAUCAGCAUACGGUUAGAUAUAGUGGCCGUGAGGUACGUUACCUUAAUGAACUCGAGUACAUAAACAAAGAAGUUUGGGCGAACGUGUGGCAGUCUGAUUGUAUUGCUAGAAUUUCACCUAAGGACGGAUCGCUGCUUGGAUGGAUUCUGCUUCCAAAAUUAAGACAAGGAUUGCUGAAAUCUGGACACGGGGGUAUUGAUGUCUUGAAUGGCAUAGCAUGGGACAGCGAGAAGCAACGCCUCUUUGUAACGGGAAAACUGUGGCCGAAACUGUACCAAAUCAAGCUAAAACCGGCAUCAGAUAUGAGCGAGAAACAAAUCGCGCGACAAUGUUUGGUCUAA
Molecule: messenger RNA, 921 nt
Organism: Thlaspi arvense
Lineage: Eukaryota; Viridiplantae; Streptophyta; Magnoliopsida; Brassicales; Brassicaceae
Source: the annotation of a GenBank genome assembly